This is a messenger RNA of Colias croceus (clouded yellow), 525 nucleotides long. RefSeq lists its product as uncharacterized. The record is from RefSeq and is a predicted model, not a curated record. The coding region runs from base 73 to 516 and encodes 147 amino acids. NCBI's taxonomy places the organism in Eukaryota, Metazoa, Arthropoda, Insecta, Lepidoptera, Pieridae. The transcript has 4 exons.
AUUAUAUGGGUACUGAAUUUAAAGGAUGGCCUGGAAUUUGAUACAUUGAAAUCUGCAAACAAAGCCGAAAAAAUGGUAUUUAAAAGUUUGAUCGCGCCUACAAUAAGGUGUUUUAAAGAAGAAAACAAGGCAAAUAACGAAUCUAUAGCGAAUACAAGUGUCGUCGCUUCGACUGAUAAUCCAAAGAAUGAGAAUGGUAGUUUAAAAAAAAUUAAAGGCGAUAUCAUGAAAAUUCUUAAUAAAUUUAUCAUAACUUAUUCUACAGAUAUAAUGAAUCCUAAACUCACACUUUAUUUCCUUGGACCAUAUACAUCUCUAGUGGUAAUCGUUGGAGACGAAAAUUUACAUUACUUUAUAAAUCCACCAUCACCGUUGCCACGUUGGUUUUAUGAAACUCACAAAAAUUUCGAACAGAAAGGCCGCUCUUUGUACGUAGAUAUUCCAAAGGAAAUACGAUAUGAAUUUUACAAACAAUUUUAUGAUCUCUUACAGCUAUUUUUAAGUUUUCCUGUGUAGUCUAUUACU